Megalops cyprinoides (Indo-Pacific tarpon) is the source of this 5610-nucleotide messenger RNA. RefSeq names its product inactive histone-lysine N-methyltransferase 2E-like. Gene Ontology annotation, molecular function: protein binding. The record is from RefSeq and is a predicted model, not a curated record. The transcript has 24 exons. Bases 498 to 5240 code for a protein of 1580 amino acids. NCBI's taxonomy places the organism in Eukaryota, Metazoa, Chordata, Actinopteri, Elopiformes, Megalopidae.
CGUGGGCGGGUGAACCCCGCAGGGUGUAUGGGGCCGGGCUCGGAGCGAGAGGGGGGGCUGGCGUGGGGGAGGCGGAGUCACGGCAGUCCUGCCAGAGCCGCCAUUUUUGCAAAGGGAAAAGAGACAGGACCGAGCGGAUCUAGUUUCCAACAGUCACCAUAGAGAGGGCAGGGAAUUACAGGCUUUUAAACAGACAAAACUCAAAAUCCACGGAGUCAGGAUAGCGUUCAAAAACAAGAGAAGACGCAGGACAGUUUUUCAUGGGAGAGAACAGCGUUAAAUGUAACAUUUUCCCCUUUGUUGAAGAUCCGCAGUGGAGACAGUAGUAUUGUUUUGGUUGUGUGGAGGCACGGGCGGCGGGGUCUCACCCGGGUCCCCUGUUCCUUUAUUCACAGUACCUACAUUGGACCUUAACGGCUUUGUGGAUGCACUUAGAUGUCUGCAAUGAGUGCUGUGGCUGGCAUGCCUCCCUGCUCUGGACUCUGUAGGACAACGUCAUGAGCGUAGUCGUCCCAGUGGGGGUGGACACAGAAGACACCUCGUACCUGGACAUGGCCGCAGGCUCGGACAGACCCGAGUCUGUGGAGGCGAGCCCUGUGGUAGUGGAGAAGUCCAGCUACCCGCACCAGCUGUACAGCAGCAGCUCCCAUCACUCUCACAGCUACAUCGGCCUCCCGUACGCUGACCACAACUAUGGGGCGCGGCCACCGCCCACACCGCCUGCCUCGCCCCCGCCGGCGGUGCUGAUCCGGCCGGGGGAGGGGCUGUUCGUGCCGGCGGCCCAGGACGAGGCGUCCCGCGGCACCACGCUCAGCACCUCGGAGGACAGCAGCUACGGUGCCGACAUCACCCGCUGCAUCUGCGGCUUCACCCAUGACGACGGAUACAUGAUCUGCUGCGACAAGUGCAGCGUGUGGCAGCACAUUGACUGCAUGGGGAUCGACAGGCAGCACAUACCGGAGACGUACCUGUGUGAGCGCUGCCAGCCGCGGAGCCUGGACAGAGACAGGGCCAUCGCCCUGCAGACCAGGAAGAGAGAGAGCAUGUCAGACGGAGACACCAGCGCUACAGAGAGUGGGGAUGAGGUGCCGCUGGAGCUGUACACAGCGUUCCAGCACACGCCCACCAGCAUCACGCUGACGGCCACGCGCACUCCCAGCAAACAGGCCGACAAGAAGCGCAAGAAGAGCGGCGACAAAGAGCCGGCACCUGUGACCGGCCCCGCCCGAGCCAAGAAGGCAUUCCGUGAGGGGUCCAGGAAGUCCUCCAGAGUAAAGGGCUCUGCCCCAGAGCUGGACCCCAGCCACCCCCCUUCCCUGUGGGAGAAUAAGAUGAAGGCCUGGAUGGAGCGCUACGAGGAGGCCAGCAGCAACCAGUACAGCGAAGACAUCCAGCUACUGCUGAGAGACACCAAGAGCCCUGCCUACAACAGCCACACCGCUGCGUUUAAACCACCUGUAGAGACUCUGGUGCAGAAGAAUAAGAGGACCCUCCGAGCUGGGUGUGACCUGUCUCCAGACUCCCUCAUCAUGGAGUACAGGGGGAAGUUCAUGUUGCGGCAGCAGUUUGAGGCCAACGGCUUCUUCUUCAAGAGGCCGUACCCGUUCGUGCUGUUCUACUCCAACUUCCACGGACUGGAGGUGUGUGUCGACGCCCGCAGUUUCGGGAACGAGGCCCGCUUCAUCCGCCGCUCCUGCACGCCCAACGCAGAGGUGCGGCAUGUGAUCGAGGAUGGCACACUGCACCUCUACAUCUACUCGGUAAAGCCCAUCAGCAAAGGCAGUGAGAUCACCAUCGGCUUCGACUACGACUAUGGCAGCUGUCAGUAUAAGGUAGACUGCGCGUGUCUGAAGGGGAACCCGCAGUGUCCGGUCCUCAAGCACAACUCGGAGCCCACUGAGAAUGACACCCGGCGCCGGCGGGCCCGCAAGGACAGGGACCCACCCCGGGAGAGCGAGGGGGCCCAGAACCAGAACAUCACUCUGGACUGUGACAACAGCAUCGCCAGCACCAAGAGCAAGGCCAUCACUGACAACAAGCAGAGGAAGCUGUCCCCACUCCGCCUGUCCAUCUCCAACAACCAGGAGCCUGAGUUAAUUGAGGAUAUUGAAGAGAAAACCUCCGUUAGCAAUGAAGUAGAGAUGGAGUCAGAGGAGCAGAUUGCCGAGAGGAGGAGGAAGAUGACACGCGAGGAGAGGAAGAUGGAGGCCAUCCUUCAGGCCUUCGCCCGCAUGGAGAAGAGGGAGAAGCGCAGGGAGCAGGCCCUGGAGAGGAGCGGCACCAAGGCCGACAUCAAAGAGGAGCCGCCGGCCACGCCCGAAACCGAGGCCCCUGCCCUGCUGCAGCCGCUGCUGGACGUGGUGAAGGAGGAGGUGGGUGUGAAGGCGGUGGUGGCGAAGGUGAGCCGCUCGAAGCAGAGGAAGAGCCUCUCCCGCAGCCGCACGCACAUCGGCCAGCAGCGCCGGCGCGCCAGGACCAUCAGCACCUGCUCCGACCUGCCGCCCGCGUCGCCCGGGGAGUGCCCGGAGCCGCCCGAGAACGAGCCGCCCGCCCCGCCCGAGCCCGAGCCGCUGCCGCCUAACCCCCCCGACGCCACCCCGCCCCACAGCAGCUCCCCCGCGCCCCCCUGCCGCUCCGCACACAGAUACCCCAAAACCAAAAAGCACUUGAUGAGCGAGUGGAUGGGAGAGAAGCAGGAUCGUGCGGUGCACACCCCUGAGCCCACUCCAGAGCGCCCCCUGCGGAUCAGCUCUGACCCCGAGGUUCUGGCCACCCAGCUGAACGCCCUGCCGGGUCUGGUGUGCAGCCCGCACGUUUACAGCACGCCCAAACACUAUGUCCGCUUCUCCUCGCCCUUCCUGACCAAUCGCAGCCCCACCGUGCCUGGCGUGCCAAUCAGCCGACGCCGGUCCCGCGAGCUUCCAGAGACCCCGCCCACCUCCGGCUCCUGCAAGAAGCGCUGGCUGAAGCAGGCUCUGGAGGAGGAGAGCUCCCCUAGACGCCCCACCUUCAUGCUGCCCAGUGAGGGGCCCCUCAGCCCCCCCAUUAACGGGGAUUCCGACAGUCCCCUCCCCCUAAACGGCAGCUGCUCCUCACCAGCUUUACCGGCCUUACCAGAGCUGCCCGCUCCUUUGAAGAAGCGCCGGCUUUGCCCUCUGGACUCCUGUAUGUCAGAAGGCUCCACCCCCUACGGCUCACCCUGUGCCACGCCCACACGCACUGACCUCCCAGACACGCCCGGCACCCCCCACCCCCGCUCUGAGGACCAGGGCACUGACCCCUCCCCCUCCACCCCCACACAGCUCCCUCAAGCCCUGCCCCAUCCCACCCAGCCGGAGAGCGAGUCCUCUCCAGAACGUUCCCCUGUGAUGAGUCAGAGAACCAGCACUGCAGAGGCGGAGCGCCCCCCCUCGCUGCUGUCCUCCCCUCGGGUGCAGAGGCCCAGUGCAGAUGCAUCCCUGGACACACCCCUGCAGGAGGUCAGGGUGGCGAGCCCAGAGCCCCAGGAGUGUGGCGGGGACGAGGCGGGGGAGGCAGGUCCAGACAGCGCUGCUGACUCCACCCUCACCGACCCCCCCGCCGUGUCCUACCCCCCCUGGAUGAAGAGCCCGGACAGGGGUGCCCUCUCCUUCUCCCCAGUCAACUCCAACCUGCGCGACCUCACCCCCUCCCACACGCUGGAGCUGGGGGCCUUCCGCCCGGAUGCCGCAGCCAGCUCCUUCAGCGAGGGGGCGCUGUACUACCCCUGCUUGCUGGCGGGGGAGGGAACGGGAGAGGCAGGGGGUGCAAACUUGCAGACCCCCCCUCAGAAAAAGAAGGUGUCUCUGCUGGAGUACAGGAAGCGACAGCGUGAGGCCAGGCGGAGUGGCUCCAAGGCAGAGUGCGGCUCCCCUGUGCCCACAGCGCCUCCUCUGGCCGGACUGUGCAGUGCGGCUGUGGAAGGCUGCCCCGUUGCCUCAGAGACGGCCCCAGAGCCCCCGGCCCAGUGGAGCGGCCCGCCAUGUGAAACCUCCCAGCCGUGUGAGGGCACAGAGACCCCGCCCCAGGGGGAGAGGCAGGGUGGGGAGGGCCAGUGGACGUCGUCCACGUCAGUAGAGCAGGCGAGAGAGCGCAGCUACCAUAGAGCCCUGUUGCUGAGCGACCAUCACAAAGACAGGGACACAGAUGGAGGAGAGGCAGAUGGUGACAGAGUGAAGGAGUGUGCCUCUCCCACCCCACACAAGACCUGCAGGAACUCCCCCUCACACAAGCCGUGCUCUCCUGGCCCCAGUGUGCCCCCCCCGGCAGUCUCUCGGCCUGUGAAAGAAGAGGACAGUGAGAGUGGAGCCCCCUGUCUGUCACCCUCGGUCCAGCAGGCCUGCAAAGCCCCCCUGACCCCCACCAAGCUGCAGUGCGGGACCCUGUACGCUGGCCCCUCCCCCCAGACCCAGCCCCAGGGCUCUCCGUACCGUGGCCAGAGAUCCUUCCACUCUGUCCAGCCACAGCCCCAACUCCAGCCCCAGGCUUCACCAGGCCCAACCUCCUUCUCCCAGUACAGUCCCCAGAGUGCUCCCCCACCCCCUCCGCCACCCCCACCUGCGCCCCCUGCAUCUGCGGGGUACUUCCCUGGGCAGACGGCAGCCCCUGCGGGCCUCUACCCAGGGUACAAGCCUGUGGGGGUGUCCCCCUUUCCCCCUGUCUCCCAGCCCCUAAUACAGACUCACCACGCCCUCCACUAUCAGAACUCAGAAGCCCCGCCCCCUCCUCCUCCCCCACCCCCACACCCACAGCCCGCCCCCUCUCUGCUGCAUGUCACCUUGCCCCCACCCAUACAGCAGCACCAGCUCCUGCUGGGCUCUGCACCCCCACCCCCACCUCCCCCUCCCCAAGGCCAGACCCCCCAGCCUCAGCCCAGCAGCUCCAAUCUCCUGUCCCUGCAGCAGGCCCCACCCCCCCCACCCCCGCCUCCCCCACCAGCUCCCUCCACCACCUCCCCACUGCAGGCCACGCACCACUUCCCAAACCUGGGGGGGUUCCAGACGCCGCUGCUACACACGGGAGCCUCCAGCAACACCCCCGCGCCCCCCUCCACCUUCCAGUCCCGGCCGCAGGGCGUGCCCCCGCCCCCGCCCCCUCCCCAGCAGACUCCACCCACACAGUCACAGGCCAUGCCUCCUCAGCUACCCAGUGGACCCCGGGGAGCCCCUCCAUCCUCUGCCCCAUUCCACCCGUCGGGGUACCUGAGCUCGGGGUGGCACUGAAUCCCACCCCAGUGGACUCCACAGAAAGUAGGGGUGUUCUGAACAUACAGCCAAUGGAAGCGCAAACAAGGGUACUUUUUAAGGACAAAAGAAGAUAAAAGACUAAAACAAUCUUGUACAGAGACUUUCUAUGAAAUGCCCAUGAAUCCCGGUGCUCAUCACCCUCUCGCUGGCAUCGUCCACCUGGGAAAUGUCUUUCCGUUUCACUUAUUUCACCCUCCUGUGGCUGAAAGCCGUGCCUGUCUGUCUGUCCGUCUGUCUAACAGCCCCCCCACUGUCUGUCAGUGUACAUUCCACCUUCCACUUCUCUCUGUGUCUGAGACGUUUUUCCUACAUUUUACUGUUUAAUUUAGUGGCUCAUUUUAUCGAA